Molecule: messenger RNA, 1095 nt
Organism: Microsporum canis CBS 113480
Lineage: Eukaryota; Fungi; Ascomycota; Eurotiomycetes; Onygenales; Arthrodermataceae
Exons: 5
Coding region: 1-1095 (364 amino acids)
Biological process (GO): fatty acid metabolic process
Molecular function (GO): fatty-acyl-CoA binding
Source: RefSeq, a predicted model, not a curated record
AUGUCAGACUCAGUCGAUCGAGUCUUUGUCCAUGCGCUUAAUACCGUGAAGAAAAUUCCCCGAACGGGGUCAGCUAGACCACCGCCGGCUGAUCGAUUGAAGCUCUAUGGAUUAUACAAGCAAAGCAUGGAGGGUGACGUGGAAGGUGUAAUGGAUCGACCGGUCGGUGACGCUGAUGUCCAGGCGGAGAAAGAGAAAUGGGACUCGUGGUAUGCGCAGCGCAACUUGUCGCGAACUGAAGCGAAACGACGAUAUAUAACGACACUUAUAGAGACUAUGCAUCGAUAUGCCUCCCCUACUCCCGAGGCGCAGGAGCUUAUAUCCGAACUAGAAUUUGUUUGGGACCAGAUAAAAUCUAAUACUUCGUCCUCUUUUUCAAAUCCUGACCAAGGCUUAAGCAUGUCUGGCCCCGCUCGUUUACAGUCACACACUAGCUACGAUAAUAUAGGGAGCAGAAUGGCACGGCAGGACUUUGAUGAAGCAGGGAGGGACUCCCGGCUCCGAGUACUGAGCCCCGUAAGCCAACCGGACGGGGGCUCGAGACGGCAUCGUUACGGCAGCCAGUCUGAAAAAGAACAUGAUCAAAUCCCGGGAAAUAAAGGGGACGAUGAUGAUACGGAAGAUGAUGAAGGGGAAGAAGAAGACCAGGAUGAGGAAGAGGAGGAAGAAGAAUUCCAAGAAGCUAGAAACAGCUUUUAUGAGAACCAAGAAUCUGGUGAAGAUCCACGACUACAACCUCCUGCAGGGGCUGGACAGAGACAUUACCAACGAUGGCAAAAACGCGUUGAGCAGGCCUUAACGAAGAUGACCGUCGAAGUAGCUGCGGUAAGAGAGCAGCUAGAGGCUCGUAAGGCAUUUGAGCAGAGGAAAUCCAGCAUAUGGGCUUGGAUAAAGUGGUUUGCUUGGGUUGCUAUACGGCAGCUCAUCUGGGACCUUGCUCUGUUGGCCAUCCUUCUUCUUUAUCUUCGUAUUCGGGACGAGAGACGACUUGGAAGAACACUCAAAUCCGUAUGGCUCGAUGUCAGACAGAGGUUAUCCAAGAGGUGGAUCGCUCCAUUUACCAAUGGAAGUAUUGAACAAAAUAACAUUUUGUAA